Messenger RNA from Chelonia mydas (Green sea turtle), 1645 nucleotides. It is a transcript of the gene GLP1R, whose product is annotated as glucagon like peptide 1 receptor. The transcript has 13 exons. Gene Ontology annotation, molecular function: peptide hormone binding; glucagon receptor activity. Gene Ontology annotation, biological process: cell surface receptor signaling pathway; adenylate cyclase-activating G protein-coupled receptor signaling pathway. Gene Ontology annotation, cellular component: plasma membrane. Lineage: Eukaryota; Metazoa; Chordata; Testudines; Cheloniidae. Bases 172 to 1563 code for a protein of 463 amino acids. The record is from RefSeq and is a predicted model, not a curated record.
GGAGCCCGGCCGGCCCCUGCGCCCCUCGCCGGGUGGGCUCCCUCUGCAGGCGCGCCGCCCCGCUCGCCUGCUCCCCGGCGGCCCCCUGCAAGGGAGCGGGUGCUGCCGCGGUCCUCCCUCCACCCCCAGUCUCUCCUCAGCCCGGCCCGGCCCGGCUGGCUGCUGCGGGACAUGAGCCUCUCCUCGGCGCCGGCUCCUUUCGCCUUCGCCUUCGUGCUGUGCUUGGCCGCGGGGCAGUCGGUCCCCAUGAGACAGAGUGCAUAUGGGUCCCUCGCUGAAGUGAUGCAGAAGUGGAAAGAAUAUCAGCUCCAGUGCCUGAAGUAUCUCUAUGAGACGCCCCCUCUUGUGGCAGAAGGCAAGUUCUGCAGCAGGACAUUGGAUGACUAUGCCUGCUGGCCUGAUGGGCUACCUGGGACCUAUGUGAAUGUAAGCUGCCCUUGGUAUCUUCCUUGGGCCAGCACAGUGCUCCAUGGACAAGUUUACCGCUUCUGCACCCCUGAGGGCACUUGGCUGCUGAAGGAGAAUUCCACCCUGCCAUGGAAGAACAUUUCUGAAUGUGAGGCAUCAGAUGGGGACGCACCAGAGGAACAACUCCUCUACGUGUCAGUCAUCUACACCAUUGGAUAUGCUCUUUCAUUCUCUGCCCUGGUAGUAGCGACUGCCAUCCUUCUUGGAUUCAGGCAUCUGCACUGCACUAGGAAUUACAUUCAUCUGAAUCUCUUCACUUCUUUUAUCCUACGUGCUGUAUCUGUCUUCAUUAAGGACUCUGUGGUGAAGUGGAUGUACAAAACAGCUACGCCUGAGCACCAGUGGGAAGGACUCAUCUCCUACCAGGAGUCACUCAGCUGCCGCCUGGUUUUUGUGUUGAUGCAGUAUUGCGUGGCUGCAAACUACUACUGGCUGUUGGUGGAAGGCAUGUACCUGUACACGCUGCUGGUCCUGUCGGUCUUUUCCGAACAGAGAAUUUUUCGGCUUUAUCUCUGCAUUGGCUGGGGUGUACCAUUGCUGUUUGUUAUCCCCUGGGGAAUUGUCAAGUACCUUUAUGAAGAUGAGGGUUGCUGGACCAGAAACCAAAACAUGAAUUACUGGCUGAUCAUCAGACUGCCCAUUCUAAUCGCCAUUGGGGUGAAUUUCCUGAUCUUUAUCAGAGUUAUAUGCAUCAUCAUUUCCAAGCUGCAAGCAAAUCUGAUGUGCAAAACUGAUACAAAAUGCAGAUUGGCCAAGUCUACACUGACUCUGAUCCCGCUGCUGGGGACCCAUGAGGUCAUCUUUGCCUUUGUUACUGAUGAGCACGCCAGAGGAACGCUACGCUUUGUGAAGCUCUUUUGUGAACUGUCCUUCAACUCCUUCCAGGGACUCAUGGUGGCAAUUCUCUACUGCUUCAUCAACAACGAGGUUCAGACAGAGUUUCGGAAAAGCUGGGAACGCUGGAGACUGGAACACUUUUAUGUCCAGAGAGACAGCAGUAUGAAACCACUGAAAUGUCCAGCCAACAGCCUAAGCAGUGGAGGCACAGUGGGCAGCAGUGUCUAUGCUGCCACUUGCCAAGCCACAUUCAGCUAGGAUUUCUACAGAUGAAAAUAGAGAUGAGCCAGAUUGCCCAAACUGAACUGUAGGAGGCACCUGAAGACCCUCAAAUACCCAG